Empidonax traillii (willow flycatcher) is the source of this 3150-nucleotide messenger RNA. RefSeq names its product abhydrolase domain containing 12 (gene ABHD12). The coding region runs from base 48 to 1220 and encodes 390 amino acids. Gene Ontology annotation, biological process: monoacylglycerol catabolic process; phosphatidylserine catabolic process. The transcript is spliced from 13 exons. Lineage: Eukaryota; Metazoa; Chordata; Aves; Passeriformes; Tyrannidae. Gene Ontology annotation, cellular component: endoplasmic reticulum membrane. Gene Ontology annotation, molecular function: monoacylglycerol lipase activity; phosphatidylcholine lysophospholipase A1 activity. The record is from RefSeq and is a predicted model, not a curated record.
UCCGCUGCCGCCGUCUCCGCCGCGCCGGCUGUCGCCCCCGCCCCGGCAUGAGGAAACGCAACGAGUCGGUCACGGUGGAGCAUGAGCGCGCUGCCGCCGCCGCCGCCGCUGCUGCUGGUGCUGUGCCCGGGCCCCUCGACAAGGGCUGCAGCCUAAGGCACAGCCUGCGCCUGCCUGCCGCCGCCGCCGAGGGCAUGAAGCGACCGCUGGGCAGGCGACACGGAUUAUGGUUUCGAUUGCGGAAGUUAAUAAUCUGGUUGCUGGGAGUGUACAUAGCCAUCCCAUUUCUAGUAAAACUUUGCCCUGCUAUUCAGGCAAAGCUGGUCUUCCUAAACUUUGUGAGGGUCCCAUAUUUCAUUGACUUGAAAAGACCACAGGAUCAAGGUUUAAACCAUACCUGUAAUUAUUACCUGCAGCCAGAGGAGGAUGUAACCAUCGGAGUCUGGCACACAGUCCCUGCAGCCUUAUGGAAGAAUGCUCGAGGGAAGGACCAGUUGUGGUUUGAAGAGGCUUUGGGCUCCAACCAUCCUGUAAUCCUCUACUUGCACGGCAAUGCGGGAACAAGAGGAGGGGAUCACCGUGUGGAGCUUUACAAGGUUCUCAGCUCCCUCGGGUACCACGUGGUGACGUUUGACUACCGAGGCUGGGGUGAUUCAAUAGGCAGCCCGUCAGAGAGGGGAAUGACCUACGAUGCCCUUCAUGUCUUUGACUGGAUAAAAGCACGAAGUGGAGACAAUCCUGUCUAUAUAUGGGGACACUCCCUGGGCACAGGGGUUGCAACAAAUCUAGUGAGGCGCCUUUGCGAGAGAGAAACGCCCCCGGAUGCCCUGAUACUGGAAUCUCCAUUCACCAACAUACGGGAGGAGGCACGAAGUCACCCCUUUUCUGUGAUAUACAGAUACUUCCCUGGGUUUGACUGGUUCUUCCUUGACCCCAUCACGACAAGUGGCAUUAAAUUUGCAAACGAUGAGAAUGUGAAAUACAUUUCCUGUUCGCUGCUUAUCCUUCACGCUGAGGAUGAUCCAGUGGUACCAUUUCAUCUGGGAAAAAAGCUUUACAACAUUGCUGCAACAUCACGGAGUUUCCGAGACUACAAGGUGCAGUUUGUUCCGUUCCACACAGACCUGGGCUACCGGCACAAGUACAUCUACAGGAGUCCAGAGCUACCUCGAAUACUGCGGGAAUUCCUGGGAAAAUCUGAACAUGAGCAUCAUCAUUGAAGAAUGGCUGCUUGUCAGCACAGAGAUUUUCCUUUCUUUCUUCCUUUCUCUCUCUCCUUUUCUUCCCUGCUCCCUGUGGGUCAGUCUGCCAUUCUUCCAUCCCUGGCAUUAGAGAAGGUCAGGGAUUUCCACUCCGGUCCUGAUGUGUACCCUUGUCAGCUCCAGCACCUGUGACAGCAGAAGAAGUUGUUGGCUUCUUUUCUUGACAUGGAUGGAGGGGUGAUAACAACCCAGGAGCCAGUACCAAAUCAUGAAAAACAUCAGCACAGCAAAGUCUGGCCAUCCCAAUGUGGUACCACUGAGGACAGAUGUUCUAGGACACUGUCAUGACCAAGGAUGUUUCACUUUUAAACAUUGCUGCUGGUUUUGGAUCAUGUAGAGAUUCAUUUGUAGGUGAACGGCUUUUGCCAUGUCUCCAUACCACAGUUGUCCUGCUUGGGUUUGAGGUGUUCUCUUUCUAGAAAAUGUUUUGCCUUUCCUUUUUGGUAAGUGACUAUAAUUACAAAUAUGUGGAAGAUCCAGGUAGUAAAAGGUAUUUUUAUUGAGCUCUUCAGUCACAAUGUGCUGCAAGUGUUGGGGUAAUUGAACACAUUUGAAAAUAAAAUGAAAGGCUUUUUUUUUUUUUUUUUAUUCUUCCAUUUGAAACAUCUAUUUAAUGGGAAAGGUUAGUGCCCUUUUAUCUUUCCUAUACCCUUUUCCUUCUGAAAGUCAUUUCUACUCCCAUCCCUGCUAUGUUCUGUGGGCCUCUUCCCCUUUUUCACAUGCACUUCCUGUUAGGAUUGAAAUGACAUGUGUAUAUAAAUUGCAAACUUGGGUGUUUAAGCCAGAAAGCGUGAGAUUACUUUUUUGUUUGAUCUCCCUUCCAUGAACAGUGUGUGCCCAGGCUGUGGGAAUGGAUAUCUUCCAUUUCCCCCGUACACACCCAGAGAGCCACGUACUUCCUUUCCUGGUGGGAAGGGCAAGGGUGUUUUUUUUUUUCCCCCUCAACUACUUUUUAAUUCCUUAGGUCAGGUUUUCUGGUUCCUGGUUACAAUGCUGUCCCACUGUAGUUAAAAGCAGGCAGUGGUGUGUAGUUCUUGAUGCAAAAAUAAAUCUGGGGUGUUGCUCCCCAUCUCUUCCUCCCCCUCCCUUCUGUGCACUCCCAGUAGCACGUCUCAGCCCCUUUGACAGCCAUGGCCGAAGCACAUUAUCCAGGAGACAGAAAUGGAAAUGAGCCUUUCUCACAGGGAGAGGUUCUGGGAAUGUCCCUGCCCUGCCUGGGGUGAGAACAGGGGCUGGUUUAUGCCACUGAAGAGCUCUGCACUGAGAUGGGAGAGGGUCAUACACUGACUCACUGGGAUCUGGCCCUGCCCCCAUCACUCUAUACAGACAGUACCAGGUGCUGUAGGUUUAGUCAUUAGUGCUCAGAAUGAAUUGUGCUGCCUCAAAGGUCUCUUCAGGGGUGUACAGCAUAGUAUAAACUGCUCAGCAUGCAUCCCAGUUAUAUCUGCAGGCUCAUACUAGUUGCAAAAGAGACACUAGCUUGUUCUUGUACCAAGAUUAUUCUGCCAUUAGCGUGGUUGUCCCAGAGGUUUCUGACCCGCGAUACUCAUAAGCUAGCUGUGCCACUUAAAUACAAGUGCAUCAAACGUAAUUUAUUGCACUGACAGAAGAGAAACAAUUACCUGGCUCUGGAGAGUAACACACACAUUCCAGUUAAUGCUGCUGCUGCCAGCUGGCUUGGGGCAAAGCGCAGCCUGAGCUGGGGCCUGGCUGCCUGCCUUCCCCCUGUGGGACAGAGCUGGGAGUCCAGCAUGAGAACUGCUGGUGUGGGUGAUUCCAACAGCAUCAUUCCUGUUAGUAGGCCAGUGAUAUGCUUGGAAAUUUAAACUGAAAUGUUUAUCUAAAAGUGGUGUAGUUUUAAUAAAGGCAUUGACUGCUGAUCACUUCA